AUGUCCCACCGUCGCACAGCCUCCAAUAGCACCGUGGAUGAUGCCGACUACCAGCAGCACACACCCACGCUCGACCACGACCUUCUCUCCUCACUACCCAUCGCCCAACCCGUUACCUCGAACGAGACUGCAGUGUCCCUAAUCGAAUCUCCAUCACCCAUUCAACCUUCAGAAGGAACACCCUCCACAACAGCAGCACCAGGAGCAGGAGUAGGAACUAGAACUGGAACCGCAGAAGCAACGUCGCGUCACAAAUCCACCUCCCACUCUCGGCCCCAAACCCUCCUCACAAAAGCCCUUCUCUUCUACAUCAAGGUCUUCCGUGUGCUCCAACCCCUGGUCUCCCUCUGCGCCGUUGGCACCAUCGCCCCCGUGCUCUCCUACUUUCAUACCCAAACCAUCUUCCCAGCCAUCCAAGCGACCCUCUAUGUCUUCACCGCGACCCUCGCCUGCUGUUCUCUCUUCUUCGGCAUCAUCUAUCUGGUGGGCGUCUUCUUCCACAAACCCCUCUUCUGGCCGUUCACGAACCGUCACUUCCGAAAGACGAGUAAAGCGAGGAUCGGAGGUGAUUUAAUCGUCUGUAUGGUCUUUUGUGGACUCUGGUUCCUGUCCAUGGUCGGGUUAGUCAUCGAUACGAUGUUGGUCGACUGUGGGAAGCUCACGGGGUUGGAGACCGUGCUGCUGGAGAACCAUUUAAGUCUGAAGAAGAUCAAGACGGUCUGUCGGCUCGAGAAGGCGACAUUUGGACUCGCCGUCAUCAGCUGGGCUUGCUGGAUGGGUGUCCUCGUCGUCUUGUUUUACGGGCACUUCUGGAAGAGACGUCAGGUACUCGCAGAACGCUUGCGGGACAAAAUGACACGAAAACGAGCCUCGAAGGCCGGUGCAGGGAUGAGCUCAGCCGUCUCGGCAGAUGCGGGGGCAAUUCAGACAGGAGGAUCUGCACGCUCUAACAGGAGCGGUCUCGGCCUCGGCAUCGACCAUGGUCAAGGAGUCAGCGGAGCUCAUGUGGGAUCAAGUCAGCAGCAACACCAGCAGCAGCAGUCCGACGGCUGUGGUUGUCAGGAUACGGAGGGUGAGGUUGGACUUUCAGGGGUCAUCUGUCGAUACGACGAUGACCAGAACUCGACCAUCAGACGAGGAGGGUACUCAAACUCUGAAGCAGCUGCUUGA
Gamsiella multidivaricata is the source of this 1170-nucleotide messenger RNA. RefSeq lists its product as uncharacterized. Lineage: Eukaryota; Fungi; Mortierellomycota; Mortierellomycetes; Mortierellales; Mortierellaceae. Bases 1 to 1170 code for a protein of 389 amino acids. The record is from RefSeq and is a predicted model, not a curated record. The transcript has 2 exons.